AUGAGUCAAUACGGUACUGGUAAUAAUCAAAAAAACUUUUCGUUCUCAAAUUUCGGUGGGCUCAAAAGAAGCAACAGUCUAUCACACGAUGACUUAUUUGAUUUAUUAGAGUGGGUGGGAAUCAGAAGUCGUUGGACCAACUACGUUUACCUGCUCCUAAUCGUGUGGGAUUCCGACAAGAGAAGUGAUUUUCGCGGUGGGCAUAAAUUCGGACAAGAAUAUGAUAAAGUGACAGAACACCUGCGUGAAUUAUAUACGACUGACGGGGCAACCCAGAAUCAGUUCAAUUUGGCGAUGAACUCGUUGGAGAAAUUCGCGAAAUUUUUUCGAAAUCAUGAAGAAGAUUUGAGAAAACCGACUUUAGAGUACGCGUAUUCGCAGAUUGGUCUUACAUCUGCUGACAGUUAUAAUGAAGGAGCGCUGCUUCGUGAGCAACUGCAUCGACUAUCGAGUGAUCAACGUGCCAGGAUACGUCAUUUGCUUAUUAGAAGAAUCCAAUCAUUUGCUAUCUUUUCUGGGCAUGUACAACGCUGUGCUUUGGAACGCCAGCAAUUACCAAAUGAUAACGAGAAUAUUAGUAAUGAAACAAAUGACCAUAGUGGCAGUGUUGCGGUUACCACUACACCCACUAGAAUUAGCAGUAAUGAUCAUGAUGAAGUAACAGACUUAAAGAAUCAAAUUCUCGAGCUUCAAAAGAAAAACAAAAAAUUAACGGAAUUACUCUCACAAUCAGACGAGAAAGUCGACGUAUUACAAGAUCAGGCAGCCCGCUACAAAGAAGAAGCAUCAAAUUAUCAAGCUGCUCUCGGGAAUGCUAUCAAUGUUCGAUGGCGUGAUGAUGACCCAAAUAACGCGGUGAAUAUGGGUGACGAUAUCGAGAAGUUAGUGCAUUUACUUGGAAGCUUCACUAAAGUAAAAGGAAGUGGAGUGAGAAUUCGAGAGGAUGCUGCAAGUCAACUUCUCGCUAGUUAUAAAUGCAAGACUGAAAUUACCGAUAAACGUGAUGCACAAGAAUGGAUUGACGCAGAAGAAGAAUGGGUUAGUGGUUCCGGUUUUUUAGUGCAGGAACCAUCUGAGCUAGCAUUAAAUCAGUCUUAUGAUAGCAACUAUCACAAUAACCUCGAAGUAGAUAUUAUCUCGAUCACCAAGGAUUUAAUCAGACUAAUGACUAGAUUCUCGGAAGUUCGAACUGGAUCUGAUAAUUUUACACCGAUUGCACCAAUAAAAUUACGACAACAUGUAUACGCAGCACUUGGAUCUCGAGCAUUUAAUGACGUUACACAUCCAUUUAUCCGUCACCUCGCCGAGAAAAUCAUCUCGAUUAUGGAUUUCUAUCGUGAGCUGGUUGACGAACAAAAGAAACAAGAAUUAUCGAAAGAGGCGAGCGAUCUGAUUCUUGAAGUGAUUCAUUUAUUCUUCUUUCGACUUAAAGCUCAACCGAUUGUUCCCGAAUUUCAAUUCUUUUCCGCUGGUUGCGCGUUGGAUUCUGAAUUAAUGGAAGGUACUUGGGAAAAUGUUCAAAAAUCUGAAGUGGAAAUUUGUUACUUCCCUGUGAUUGGAGUUAAUCUGGGAUCCAAAGAUCGACGAGUGUUUACUAAGGCUAGAGUUAUCGCACGUCCAAAGUCUGCAUUUGAUGACGAGGGCGAUGACUAA
This is a messenger RNA of Ambispora gerdemannii, 1653 nucleotides long. The record is from the annotation of a GenBank genome assembly. NCBI's taxonomy places the organism in Eukaryota, Fungi, Glomeromycota, Glomeromycetes, Archaeosporales, Ambisporaceae.